Exophiala mesophila is the source of this 7037-nucleotide messenger RNA. RefSeq lists its product as uncharacterized. The record is from RefSeq and is a predicted model, not a curated record. Gene Ontology annotation, cellular component: nuclear body. Lineage: Eukaryota; Fungi; Ascomycota; Eurotiomycetes; Chaetothyriales; Herpotrichiellaceae. The transcript is spliced from 2 exons. Gene Ontology annotation, biological process: termination of RNA polymerase II transcription. Bases 275 to 6814 code for a protein of 2179 amino acids. Gene Ontology annotation, molecular function: transcription termination site sequence-specific DNA binding; helicase activity; zinc ion binding.
UGGAGACCACUUCACUCAACCCUCCUUGAGACCAAACUGACUGUCAAGGUCUCUAGAUCGCAUAGCCGGUCAAUUAUUCUGCAUCAACGCUCAUUUCACCUCCAGUUGAGGGCGUCAAUGGUCGCUCUCAUGGUGAUAAAUUCCUGCAUUUGCAAUUCACUUUAAAUCUUUCCUUCUCUCCCAACAACUCCCAAACAAUGAGAGGACUGACACUCUCCCAACUCACCCAUGCCCCUCUCACGAAAACCUGCUGAAGCCUUUGUUCUCUGUAGCCAUGUCGGAGUUCAUUGAUAUCCUGCAGGAGAUCCAACGAAGCCCUCAAGGACAACAUGUCUUCUGUCCACGUCAGAAUGAUGAGGACCUAGAUCGCUACGAGGAUUCACGGCAGAGACAACAAUCUAGCGCCAACUCCAAGGACAAUGUCAACACCAACACCGAUCCAGAUCGAUCUGCCCGUAUCGAGGCCGCCAAAGUCCGUCGCAAAAGAUUCGUGUCAUCUCUCCAACUUCUGGCAUACGAUGGAGAUGAGAGUGAACAAUAUCAGCGCUUCAUAUGGGAUACUCUUGACACUUCAUUGGGAAAAUGCGAUGUUUGCAUCCUGGAAUAUUACAUGGAAAAGGUCGAUUUUGUUGCAGCAUUGAAGAUGGACUAUGAAGAGUCAGACAUCAAGACAUUUCUUGACAUCAUCAACAGAAGAGAUAUCAUCCGCAUCAACCGCGGUUUGAACGCCAUGGAGCAGGUCCUUGAGAAGACUCCAGAGGAACGCCGAGGUCCGAGAGUCAUCGACACCAGACACAUGCAUGCACUUUACGAAGCACUCGUCUGCGAUGCUUUCCUGCAGGCCGAGGACCACGUUCACAAAAACUUCGACCCUCCAUUCAAGAUGUUGCAGACGAAAAAGCCUCUCAAGAUCCGAGAAAUUCUCCCGGCCACAGUCAAAUUUCUCUUCGACCCACAACCAAUCCGACUGUCCUGGGCUUCAAACUUUUGGACCAAACUCGAACGAAACCCAACCGACCUUGAGUGGGACUUUGCCAUCAAGAAUUAUGUGGAAGAAAGGCUUCAGAGGGCCAGUGAUCCUGCCGACAUUACCAGACUUUGGAGUGGCCUGAAGAUGAUCGUGAGCAGAUUGGACGAGAAGACGAUUGUACACAACCUUUUUGCAUUGGAGCCCAACAUUGCAGAGACAUCCCUGAAUCAUUUGACAAAGCGGACUUUGGCAACCCCUUUCAUCGUUCAGACAUGGAAAGCCAUUCUUGACACCGCACCAGACGCUUUUUGGCAAGGGAUGGGCAGGAUCCCCUCCCAUACCAUCGUGGAAACCGUCUUCUCUAGCCAUCAGUUCAACAAGUAUUUACAGGACUCGGCUUCAAAGUCUGCACCCGCCGACGUGGACGUGUUACAAUGGAUUCCGGCCUUUCUCAAGUCUCUCAGACCUGCACAUCGUCCCAUGGCUGCACAGACACUGGUCAAUCAACUCUUCGAAAGAAUUGAUGAUGAGAACUUAGCCAUCGCUGGUCGAACAGCUUGUUUCGACAUGGCCGUCAAGGUUAUCUAUCAAACUUUAGUGAGCUUUGCAGAUAAUGAAGAAGACCGUCAUUCCGUCGAGCGUCUCGUUCUCUCCGAUACACUCAAUUUGAUUGGUCGUCGACUGGAUCAGAUCCUCAAGCCCGCGAGCCCUGCGCUUGCCGGCUCUCUCUCACAAGAAACAAAGAAAAGAACGAUUCAAGUUGUCAAAAACUCGCUAGCUUUGGAAUGCCAGUUUCUCAAGUCCGAUUUUGAGACAUUGACAAACAAUCAGUCGUUGAAGCAUGAGUCCAGCUCUUAUACUCCUGAGAUCUGGACAGCAGUGAUCAAAAAUUUCGACAAUGAUUCAUUGGAGCUCUCCUCCGCCGUUCUCCUGGGGACUAUGUCACUUCCUGGACUGGAACAAUUUCGCAUCAAAGAGGGCAGUGCUCUUGAAAGGGAGAAGAAAUCCUACAACAUUGUAUAUGAGAAAUUGGUGGGCAUGUUUGCCAAAAUCUUGGAACAGAUUGCAGAACUCCAACCCAUCCAUCUUGACUCGCUCUUCAGAGCUCAAAACACGAGCAUGGCCUUGAUCGCGGCCCUGUUCUCUCCCGACGACAACACGUACGAGGCUGCCAUCGAUCUAAUCAAGAACAUUAGUGGCGAAUCGGGCAGGAAGGAAGCAUUGGCACAUCUCAUCGAGGCUUUUCUGGCAACCACAAUCUACGGCAUUUGUUGGACGUAUCGACGAAUCGCCAAUUACCGCACUUUUUCUUCGGUACCCCGAAUGCUCAAGACCGGCAUGGAAAUCCUCGACGUGCUCUGUAACUCGACAGAUGGACAGCUCCGCAAAGCCAAACUGGAACGCCGUGAUCUGAAUGCUGUGCACAGCUACUGGUCUUAUUCAUGGCUGGCCUUGCGAGUUGUGUUUAGCCAGACGGAAAAGUGGUCCAUUGAAGUCCGCGGCAGGGAUAUCAUGAUUGAAGUCUGUCGUGAUGCGAUGCAAUAUGCCCAAGCACUUUUCAAUCAGUACGAUCUAUUUUCCAGCGUCCUGGGCACUGCCAGGCACGAAGGUGAAAAGGAUGUUCCAACUUGGUUGCUGUCCCCCAAGACCAAAUCAUUUGGCUCUCCUUCGAGCGCACUUGAUGCUAUGGCCAGGUGGCUCAGGCUACGUGAUGAGUACCUUGCUGACACGUUGGUUUCGCUGAUCACAAAUAUGCUUUACCAGCUGAAGCGACAUGAAGCCCUAGCUCCCGACAAUGAUGGGCUCACCUAUGUCCAGGAAGUCGCAACAAAAUCCUCGAUCAAGACCAUAUUAUCGCCCGCUCAGAAAGCUCGCCUUGUUCGUGCUCUCGAACAUUAUUUUGGUAGGCAGAUCGAAAAGCCUGCUGUCAAGAAGAAACAAGCUAGUCUCAAUCUCCAAAGUUGGACUGAUGCAGCCACAUUAUCUCGGUCAGAAGCCAACACACCCAGUGCUAAUGAGGAAUUCGGCGAUGAUGACAUCUCCGACGAUCAACUUGUCGAAAUUGCAAGCAAAACCCUCGAUAGGCAGAAAUCAUUGGUCACAAUCGAGGAGAGGAAGACGGUCAAAUCCUCUCUCACUCAAACUUCAGCAACCAAGCCAAAGAUACCCUCAAUUGCGGAGACCCAGGCCAAGAAAGCAGAGCAAGCCAAACAGUUCCUCGAGAAUCGCAAGCGCGAGGAGGCAGCGCGCAAGGCUCGGGAUAGAGAGGCAGCCCUCAAACUUCGUGCACAAACCGGCAUCAACCAACAGACUACAGGACAGGGCUCGGGCCUGGCAGGCCUUGGCUAUCAAGGCAAAGACCAUUCUACUGUUACAAGUCAUUUGAUGGUCUCUUCAGACUCAGAAUCAGAAUCAGAGUCCGAGGACGAACUCUUCGGCAAUCUCCGCCAACGUGGUCCUACUGUCCGUUCGUUGGCUGGCGCGAGAAAGGGUCUACCAGCCGGACCUGUUCGCAAGGUCAAGCAAGUCCGAUCGCAGAAGGAUAUGAGGGCGAGAUUGGCGCCAGAUCUCAGUGACCUGCACAAGACUAUUCUUGCUUGGGACUUCUUUGCAGACACAGACCUUCCACCAAAUUCUGCCAAGGAUGACUACACCCUAGUCACCAACACUUUCCGCACUGUGCAAGACUAUCAGAAGACUUUCGAGCCCCUUCUAGUUCUUGAAGGGUGGCAAAGCUUUCGCUCUGCUCGUGAGGAAGGUAACUUCAAACCUUUUGAGGUCAAGGUCGCAAAUUCGUUGAUCAUUGACAAUUUCUUCGAGGUCAAUUCCCAAAUGUCGUUCAGUGAAGGCAAAGACUUGGGAAUUGGUGUUUCAGAUGUGGUGCUAUUGUCCAAGUCAAAGAAUCCAGACCAAAACCCAGGUGAGCCACAUUGUCUCGCCAGGGUUAAAGAAAUUACCAGAAAAAAAGGCGAGGUUCAAGUCGUAUAUCGGGUCAGUGCAUCGAAUAAUAGCUUGAGACCUUUCCUCAACGACAAGGCAGUUGUCUACGGAGCUCAGAUUCUCUCUCUGACCCCCUUGGAGAGAGAAUAUGGUGCAUUGAUGGCACUACCAUACUACGACUUGUGCGAUGAAAUCAUUUCAGCCAAGCCAUCACCUAUUCUCGAUUAUUCCGAGUCAGAAUUGAAGCCGCUCACGAUGAGAUAUGAAGUGAAUUUGGCACAGGCUAAAGCGGUCAAGUCUGCUCUUGAGAACGAUGCCUUCACCCUCAUCCAAGGACCUCCUGGCUCCGGAAAGACAAAGACCAUUUGCGCCUUGGUUGGUGCCAUGAUGACUGCCCACGAACCCAAAGCCAUGAAUGGCCGCCCUCCUGGUAACUCGUUGUCCAGAACUGCUUCAGCUACGACGAAAAAAAUUCUGGUCUGUGCACCGAGCAAUGCAGCGGUCGAUGAACUAGUCAUGAGAUUCAAGGCUGGAGUUACCCUUCUUGAUGGUACGCAUCAGAAGUUGUCUGUUGUCCGUCUAGGUCGGAGUGAUGCUAUCAACACCAAUGUCAAGGAUGUCACCCUUGAAGAACUUGUCAAUGCAAAACUUCAAACAGCUGCUCCAAAGGGGCCAAGUGAAGACAUACAUUCAAUUAUGAUGGAACACAAGGCUGCCUCCGAGGAACUAAACACUCUUCGCGAUCGCAUUAGUGAACAACGGAGAGAUGGCAAAGUGGUUUCCCCCACCGAUGAACAACUCAUGGAUGGUCUCAAACGUAAGAAAAAUGCUCUGAGUACGCAAAUCGACAACAUGAGAGAGAAACAGAACACUGCCAGUCGAGAUAUGGAGCUGAGCAGGAAGAGGAUUCAACAAGAAGUAUUGGACUCUGCGCAGGUACUCUGUGCCACCCUCAGCGGCAGCGGUCACGAAAUCUUUCAAUCGCUCAACGUCGAAUUUGAAACUGUCAUCAUUGAUGAGGCGGCCCAGUCGAUUGAGCUGUCUGCACUCAUUCCGUUGAAAUAUGGCUGUUCAAAAUGCAUUUUGGUCGGAGAUCCGAAACAACUACCACCAACAGUGUUAUCUCGACAAGCUGCUAAGUUCCAGUAUGAGCAAAGUUUAUUUGCCCGCAUGGAGAACAACCACAAGAAAGACGUGCAUUUACUCGAUACUCAGUAUCGUAUGCACCCUGACAUCAGCCUUUUCCCGAGCAGAACGUUUUACGAUUCAAGGCUCAAGGACGGGGACCGAAUGGCCGCACUUCGUCGACGACCCUGGCAUAACAGCGAGAUAUUGGCUCCAUAUCGAUUUUUCGAUGUCCAAGGAAUAAGUCAGGCUGCGAGCAAAGGCCACUCAUUGAUCAACGUCGCAGAAUUGAAUGUUGCCAUGCAAUUGUACGACAGACUGAUAACCGAUGUUCCGAAAUACAAUUUUUCGGGCAGAAUUGGCAUCAUCACACCCUACAAAGGGCAGCUGAAAGAACUCAAGUCACGCUUUCAAAGACGAUACGGAGAUAGCAUUACCUCAAAGAUCGACUUCAACACCACGGACGCUUUCCAAGGUCGAGAGAGCGAAAUCAUCAUCUUCUCUUGUGUCAGAGCCUCAACCCAAGGAAUCGGUUUCUUGAACGAUAUUCGUCGAAUGAACGUCGGUCUUACACGAGCCAAGUCGUCUUUGUGGGUGCUAGGCAACUCUCAAGCCCUUGUCCAAGGCGAAUUUUGGCGUGCAUUGAUCAAUGACGCCAAGUCAAGGAAUCGUUAUACUGAUGGGGACGUCAUCAGUCUACUGAGGCGACAGCUUCUGACCGAGGAUAUGAUGAAGGAUGAUAUUGACAUGGACAUGGGCGAGCCAGUCGUGGAGCCUAGAGACGCAUCCUCAGCGCCUUCAGUCGAGAGACCCUCCUCAUUGGGAUCCUCCCGCGAAACAUCACCACCACCAAUGCCUGCUCAGAAACCAGUACCCAAAGCAGUUACAUUGCCAGCAACCACUGUUCAGCCACCCUUGCGAUCAAGCAGCAAGCAUUCUAAACAGUCCCCUGGUUCAUCUUCACUCGCAAACCCCAUGCGAAAAGACUCCACAACCUCCGAGUUAGGUCAAAAGGCGCCUCGCCAGGAAGUCAAGGUCUCUCGCCCAAUGCUCUCGAAGCCUUCCACUGGAGCAGCUUCUGAUCCGCAAUCAGAUCUAAGAGAGCGCAGGUCGAGUAUGCAAGUAGACCUGGGCCCCUCUGGAGGACGGUUGGGACUUGAUACAACAGCCAAUUGCAAGUUCUGUGGCUCAAGUGACCAUUUCACCUCAAAUUGCGAUAACCCUGAUGCCCUCCACAUGGCCAAAGGAACAUGCAAUCGAUGCCAGGAACCUGGCCACACGCCAAGCACAUGUUACCAUCCUAGAUGUAUGAACUGUGGAGAGAUAGGCCAUUGGGUUGAGGAUUGUCCCGUCCCUCGAUCCAAACAACUCGAUGGUGGUGCUCGACUUCGAGUGAGCAAGGAGGAGAGGAGAUAUCGUGAAGCCCGCGAUCGUUCCAGCCAGAGACGGGUCCAAAGACAGGACCGGGAAGAUGCAAUUCCGAUGGUCAAGGCCAGCCUGCCUUCAAUUCCUCUUAAUGAAAGCAAGCGAAAGAGGGAAGAGACAGGGUUUGAAGGAAAAUAUCCGAAAAUCACUCGGGUCGGUGAUGUCGGCCGUUCAGAUCUACUGAAUAAUGUCCAUCAUGCAAACCAGAAUGGCAGCACACAACAGCCUCCAAAGGGACCAGCCGGGUUUCCUCCAACAGGCCCGAAUCAUCGUCCAGGAACCAUGAGUAACGGCCAACCGAUGGUACGAAGAAAGAAAGCUAACGCUGACGCAAUGUUCGUGAGGAGAAAAUGAGCAUUUUCAUGAAGCAAAUAAGGAGUAGUACAUACUUUACUUGAUAGUAUGUACCGUACUACUACCUACUCUAUACUUACCUCUAGUAGGUACUAGGUACUUACUCCAGUAGGUACUAGGUACUUACUAGGUAGUAUAGUACCUAGUAUCUUAUUUAGACUAAGGUAGGUACUACCACCUAUAGUAGUACUACAUGCUAUAUAGCACUGGAAUUCAGUAGUCC